AUGGCUCUUUGUUUAUUGACAAAUAUUAAAACUAAUUUUGCUCAAAUUAAAUAUUGUCAUCAAGAACGUAAUCAAUUAAAUAUUUGUCAUCAAGAACGUAAUCAAUUAAAUAUUCGUCAUCAAGAACGUAAUCAAUUAAAUAUUUGUCAUCAAGAACAUACUUUGAUUUACAUUGAUUAUGGUUUACGAGCUAAUUUAAAAUUCAAUCAAAAAUCUAACGGACUAUGGUUGUUAAAAAACUCGUAG
Scutellospora calospora is the source of this 246-nucleotide messenger RNA. NCBI's taxonomy places the organism in Eukaryota, Fungi, Glomeromycota, Glomeromycetes, Diversisporales, Gigasporaceae. The record is from the annotation of a GenBank genome assembly.